Coregonus sp. 'balchen' is the source of this 28654-nucleotide messenger RNA. NCBI's taxonomy places the organism in Eukaryota, Metazoa, Chordata, Actinopteri, Salmoniformes, Salmonidae. The record is from the annotation of a GenBank genome assembly.
UAGACACCCCUUAUCUGGACAAGAUAAGAGCCCCACACUGCAGGGAAUGUCUACCUCGGAGUCAGUUGGAAUAGUUAAAGCCUCUGGCCCCACCAACUUCACUUCACCAUGCUGGCUCGUCAUACAGUCCCGGUUUCUGAAGGGACUGGUGUUUGAUGUAGGUCUUGGAGAACAUAGGGAGGAUGGUCAGUACGUUGACAUACUCUCUUCCUGCGGUCUCUUCACACAGCUGACUCAGGCCCUUAAAGAGAUUGGUCUCUGGACCCCAGCUACCUCCUCAGGGAAUUCUAGCUCAAUGACUACAUAGCCACGAUAAGGGUAACUACUGUCACUGAGUCCCCAUAUAGCUAAACCCUCUACUGGCUUCCAGGCAAGUGCCCCAAGUGUGCUUGGAACCAGUCCUCGAAAAUUAUAGUAACUUAGGAGCCACUGUCUAACAAGGCUUCACAAGACUAUGACUACUAUGACUAUGACAAAUGACUCAAAUGUAAAUGUAAAAAGACUACCCAUUGAUUUUAAAUGGAACGACAGUAGCUGGCCCGACAAGCCCCUGGGGCAGCGGAGCUGAAGAAGUCAAACUGGGAGAGGCCUUCAAGGUGGAGCAGUUUUCUACAGUGGGGGCCACAGUCUGCUCAGUUACUGUGCCCCAUUGGCAUUUCCCAAUGUUAUCCACACACAGUGGCGUGUAUUCAUUGAUACCAAGGGAAGCCAGGCGUCCUCAAAAAAUUGACCAAGAAAAAAACCAUAUAAAAUCAUUUAUCUUUAGUCUCUCUGUGUUUUCAUAGUUGUAUCUCACUGGAGAAAGCAUCCGAGCGAGCGAAACAGCGCCCCUCUGUCUCUGUAUGUGUAGGCCAUCUAUCUGAUGCUGUCUGGUCAUAAAGAGUAUGACAUUGUAGCAUUGAAUGCAAAGGAAGCCAGCGAGCAUUUGACUUCUCUUGAUAAUUUAUAAAAAUAAAAUAAUAGCCAAUCAGCGUUGAGCUAAACUUCAACUGUGAAUGGUCCUGGCGCACCCAAUUUAUUGUUGAAGGGAAGCCAGUUUGGAUUUGGCAUUCUCUCCUAUCACAUCUCAUCAAGAGAAAUCUGUCAUUGACAGAAACAACUUGAAUUGUUGCAUCUCGUUGUGUUGUUGUCCUCCGGUGGCUAGGUAGCUAGCUAAAAUUGGCCAAUUCCUAAAUUAGCCAUGGAUGGAGAUAGGGAUUUGGAUUUGUGGUUUUACUUAAUUCUCUGUGCUGGCCAAUGAUUAUAACAGUGAUUCUGAUCCAACCAUAAAUUCAUACAUUGUGCCCCUGGACUGAGAGGAUGGAAAUUCAAUAUGUAGCUAGAUGUGGAAGGCUAAUAUUAACUAGCUAAUGUUGCCCAUGAAAAUAAGUUAGGCUAGCAAGCAAUCAUUUUAGCCAGGUAGCCUAGGAUAACAAAAAAUAAAAGUGUGUACUGUAUGACAGUCAUCGACCGUUUCAUCAACAUGAAAGAGAGGGAGGACAUCAUUGGCGUUUCUCUACAAGUAGGGUGAGUCAACAUGUUUUUUCUACUUGUAUGAACACACGCACGCACGCACACACACCAGAACCAUGGACAGCCACAUCAUAUAUAGCUUAUGUUGAUUGGACUAAAUUGUUUUUGGUAUCUUUUAGUUGUCGCUGUAUUAGACUAAGCAUAGGUGAUUUGAUGAUGUUGAAGUUUACAUGGUGCAGGAAUAGUGGAGGCAGCUCCUGUUUUCUUUGCGACUUGCAGUAACUCUCCAUGGUUUUAAAUCAAUAGUUGUUUAGUAGUCCGAAAAUGUCAGAAACAUUAACUUGCUUGACCAUGCAGUAGGUCAUGUAACUGUGUUACAUGCAAUAUGCUUUGUGGACGUCACCGGAGAGCGAUUGCUCUCCGGUUUUGUGAUGAAACAAAGGUGUGGUUGAAUUUAUUCUGCCACUGUGUCUUCUUAUUGUCUUGGCCUUAGGCCUAUAUGUCACAGUCGCAAGGCAUAUGUACUAACAGGUUAUAGAACAAACAACGCAAUUACCACCACACAUAGGUUGUAAUAAAUUAUGGCAUUUUUUUCUGGAUUGGGUUCCCCAGUGAUUUUACCCACGCACCGCUACUGUCCACAUGUGCCUGCAACAGUUGAAGUUGUUGACUGAGUGUGGCCUAUUCCUGUCUCUUACUACCACUCUGUAAUGUGUACGCUGGGAAGCAAGUACAGGGAGUGAAUUUAAUUAUAAAUAAUACAUGGAACAAAACAAGAAACACGAGUAGUGUACAGACAUGAAACACAGGAACAGAAUCAAUAACGCCUGGGGAAAGAACCAAAGGGAGUGACAGAUAUAGGGUAUAGGGGAGGUAAUCAGGGAGGUGAUGGAGUCCAGGUGAGUCUCAUGACGCGCAGGUGCGCGUAACGAUGGUGGCAGGUGUGUGUAAUGGUGAGUGAACUGGCGACAACGAGCGCCAGAGAGGAGGAGCGGGAGUAGACGUGACAGUACCCCCUCCCUGAUGCGCGGCUCCAGCCGCAGGACGAAGCCGACCAGAGGGACAGUCCCGAGGACCAGGAGCGGGCCGGUCGCUUCUGCUGAGGUGCGGGAACCUGUUGAGCCAGCUGAGGCAUGGAAGCCUGACGAGCCAGCUGAGGCAUGGGAGCCUGACGAGCCGGCUGAGGCAUGGGAGCCUGACAAGCCGGCUGAGGCCUAGGAGCCUGACGAGCCGGCUGAGGCAUGGGAGCCUGAUGAGCCGGCUGAGGCCUGGGAGCCUGACGAGCCGGCUGAAGCCUGGGAGCCUGACGAGCUGGCUGAGGCCUGGGAGCCUGACAUGUUGACCGGUUGUUGACUCAACACAAACCCAUCUUGGACAGCUGGUUUAGAAGGGGCUGUUGCCGGGGGUGGUCGGUUCAUAUUACUGUAAGUGUUCCUAUAAUGAUUUCUCCCUCCUUUCCUCCUCUAUUGUGGGAUAUGGCCGGCUGUGCUCUGGUGACUCUUGCUCCUCUGCUGUUUGUUUUGACUGAGAUCAUCCCCAAUUGUAGAUCCCGGAGCUGGUUACGCAUUUCCUGGAUAGUAGAGGUUUUUCUACUCACCCCUUCCUUCAGCUGAACCACGCUAGCUGAGACUGAUGGGGACCGAGAGUUUAUUUACAUAUUGGUCAUUUAGCAGAUGCUCUUAUAACACAUUAGUGCCAUCAGACUUUUGAUACCAAUGCAGCAAAUGUGGUGAUAGGUGGCGAAAAAUACAAAUUCAAGUAUCUUUUUCCAAAAUACAUUGGAUUGUAGUUCAGGUCAGUGAAAUACAAAUGACAAAAUACUUUAAAGUAAGGUGGCGAAAAAUACAAAUUCAAGUAUCUUUUUCCAAAAUACAUUGGAUUGUAGUUCAGGUCAGUGAAAUACAAAUGACAAAAUACUUUAAAGUAAUCGAAAUACGUAUUUCAAAUACAUGUAAAAUAAAUACUUCCCAUCUCUGCACACACACACACAAACACACAGUCAUGCUGACCGGUUGUUGACUCAACACAAACCCAUCUUGUACAUCUGGUUUAGAAGGGGCUGUUGCCGGGGGUGGUCGGUUCAUAUUACUGUAAGUGUUCCUAGAAUGAUUUCUCCCUUCUUUCCUCCUCAUCCUUUAUUCCUCUGUAUGAGCAGGAUGAUGUUUCUCUUACCAGACAUUGAUCUCAGAAUGGUUCUGUGUCCCAAAUGGCACCCUAUUCCCUGUAUAGUGCGCUGCUUUUGACCAGAGCCCCAUGGGCCCUUUUUGGAUCCAUGUUUACGGGUAGCUGCAGCCCAUUUGGGAUACGGACUCUGUCUCUCUGCAGUGUCUAAACCCAUCUCUCACUCAGACCACCCUAAACCAAUCAAAAGUCACUCUAAUCAUUUUAAACCAAUCAGAGUUUUGCUGGCCCACACAAUCCAAUCAGUGUGUCCGCCAGCCCUGGUCAAGUGUCUUAAAGCCCCUCCUUUCUUCCUCUCCUCAUCUGUCUCUUCUUUCUUUUCUCCCUCCUUACCCCAUUCCCCCCCCCCCUCUCUCUCUCCCUAUGGUGUCAUUGCAGGUGAAAAUGGAUGACUGUCAUUUCUGGCACCUCUCUGCACACACACACAGCACGCACACUCACAGACACGCCUGCACAUUGGACUCUUGUCUCACACACACAGAGACAUAAAGUCACACACUCUGACUGUCCUGCUGUUUCACACACACUCUCUCUGUGUCACCGUUCCACUCACACACACAUGGCUGGUGUCAUGCUCUGGGUUGCUCUACUCUGUCUACUCUUUCUUUCAGGUGAGUAGUUUUGAUACUUUUUGUAGCCUUGGGAGCACUCUCACGUACACUGCAGUAAGAAAAAUAUGUUGAUUAAACAGGAUGGCGAAUUUGUUCAACAUUUGGGCAUAUAGCUAAACCAACACACAUUCUCAAGUUGAAUUGUAUGUUCACUGAACUUUGAAUUUUAGGUUGAGUGAACAUACAAUUCAACUUGAGAAUUUAUUCUACUUUAUUUGCAUAUUUCCCAGUGUGACUUGCCUUUAGAGUGAAUUGUAGUUACCACCCAUGACUGUAUUUGUUAGCUACAGAGACAUGGUUGUUGUAUUCAAUGGCUUUCGCUUCUGUAGCCUUCACCAAGUGAGUGUCUAAGUGAAAAUGUUAUCUUUAAAAUUAAACUCUUCAUGGAAAUACAUUACAUAUGUGACGCGCUCUAUCAUAGUCAUUCGGAAGUCGUUAUGGCUAAUUUGCAUAUGUGUUUUUGUCAAAAUGUAGAUUUUUCGCUGUUUGUGGGUUUCAUCUGGUGUUAACAAAACGAUGUCUUUGCUUUCAUAUUCUGUAUGUUUUAUUGCCAAAUUCAGAAUAUAAAUAUAAUUAUUAAUCUGAUGAAACAUAGCAACGGAGCACUUUCACAUCAAUUCGGUGGAUGCUAGAUUCUAACACAUCACAUCAGGUUUUCGCGGCACUAAUUUCUCUGCACUAUCAAACCCCCGUCUAUUCCGAAAUCAUUAAUGAAUUGUAAACUACCUAGCUACAUACUUUGAAUCAAACUGCAAUAGGCUAUUUAACCGGAUGAUUUUCCUGUUAGCCCAAUCAAAGCUACUGUAGCGUAUCAUCCGGCAACACCAGAAUGGGAACCCAACGCACCCUAAUCACCUCCAGCGCACCUGCACCUCAUCAUCUCAUCACCACCCCUAUUUAGCCCUGGACUGUUCUAUAUGAUGUUAUGUGUGAUUGUUAAGCUUCGUGUCGUUUACUCUAUCGUUGUUAUUUCUCUUGCUAAUUGUUAAGUAAACCUUGACCUUGUUAAUUCCUGCGUCUGCAUCCUGCCUCUUCGUAUACUCAGUACGUGUCACACCGAUGUCACUUCUAGGACGAAUCCCUGGAUUUAAUAGGGCAGACAUUCGGGUGCGACAUUUGAAAGUCCUCUGUGUGGCGCAAGUACAAAACCUUUUGACCAAUCAAUCAAUCAAAUUAAUUUAUAAAUCCCUUUUUACAUCAGCAAAACCCAGCCUAAAACCCCAAAGAGCAAGCAAUGCAGAUGUAGAAGCACGGUGGCUAGUAAAAACUCCCUAGAAAGGCAGGAACCUAGGAAGAAACCUAGAUAGGAACCAGGCUCUAUAAGAGUACAUGGCCAUUAAUGCCAGAUUGUUCUUCAAGAUGUUCAAACAUUCAUAGAUGACCAGCAGGGUCAAAUAAUAAUCACAGUGGUUGUAGAGGGUGCAACAGGUCAGCACCUCGGGAGUAAAUGUCAGUUGCCUUUUCAUAGCCAAGCAUUCAGAGGUCGAGACAGCAGGUGCGGUAGAGAGAGAGAGAGGUUCAAAAACAGCGGUUCCGGUACAAAGUAGCACGUCCGGUGAACAGGUCAGGAUUCCAUAGCCGCAGGCACAACAGUUGAAACUGGCGGGAUUAGAGGGAGCAUAUGUAACAGUGUUGCUUCCGACCCUCUCCUCGCCCCUACCUGGGCUUGAACCAGGGACCCUCUGCACACAAUCGACAACAGUCACCCUCGAAGCACCGUUUCCCGUCGCUCCACAAAAGCCGCGGCCCUUGCAGAGCAAGGGAAACAACUACUUCAAGGUCUCAGAGCAAGUGACAUCACUGAUUGAAAUGCUACUAGCGCGCACCACUAACUAGCUAGCCAUUUCACACCGGUUACACAUACUUAAGAUCACACAGGACACCAGAUAAGACAGGAGAAUUACACCAGAUAGGACAGACUGCCCCUAGCCCCCGGCACAUAGACUAUUGCAUCAUAGAUACUGGAGACUGAGACAGGGGUGGUUGGGGGACACUGUGGACGAACCAGGCAGGAUAUAACCCCACCCAAUUUGCCAAAGCACAGCCCCCACACCACUAGAGGGAUAUCAACAGACCACCAACUUACUACCCUGAGACAGGACUGAGUAUAGCCCAUGAAGAUCUCCCCCACCGCACGAGCCAGAGAGGGUGCAAAUCCGGACAGAAAGAUCACAUCAGUGACUCAACCCACUCAAGCUGAGUAUAGCAAAAAAAGCCUGGCACGACGUGAUGCACCCCUCCUAGGGACGGCAUGGGAGAGCACUAGUAAGACAGUGACUCAGCCCCCGUAAUAGGGUCAGAGGCAGAGAAUCCCAGUGGAGAGAGGGGAGCUGGCCAGGCAGAGACAGCAAGGGUGGUUCGUCACCCCAGUGCCUUGCCGUUCACCUUCGCACCCCUGGGCCAGACUACACUCAAUCAUAGGACCUACUGAAGAGAUGAGUCUUCAGUAAAGACUUAAAGGUCAAGACUGAGUCUGCAUCUCUCACAUGGAUAGGCAGACCAUUCCAUAAAAAUUGAGCUCUAUAGGAGAAAGUCCUGUCUCCAGCUGUUUGCUUAGAAAUUCUAGGAACAAUAAGUAGGCCUGCAUCUUGUGACUGUAGCGUACGUGUAGGUAUGUACGGCAGGGCCAAAUCAGAGAGAUAAGUAGGAGAAAGUCCAUGUAAUGCUUUGUAGGUUAGCAGUAAAACCUUGAAAUCAGCCCUAGCCUUAACAGGAAGAGGAAUAUGAUCAAAUUUGGGGGUUGUAGUCAAGAUUCUACCAGCCGUAUUUAGCACUAAGUGAAGUUUAUUUAGUGCUUUAUCCAGGUAGCCGGAGAGUAGAACAUUGCAGUAGUCUAAUCUAGAAGUGACAAAAGCAUGGAUUAACUUUUCUCCAUCAGUUUUGGACAAAAAGUUUCAGAUUUUUGCAAUGGCACGAAGAUGGAAAAAAGCUGCCCUUGAAAUGUUUUUGAUAUGUUCGUCAAAAGAGAGAUCAGGGUCCAGAGUAACGCUGAGGUCCUUCCCAGUUUUAUUUGUGAUAACCAUCAAGAUUAAUUGUCAGAUCAAACAGCAUAUCUCUUUGUUUCUUGGGACCUAGAACUAGCAUCUCUUUUGUCUGAGUUUAAAGUCAAAGUAAAAAGUACAAGAAUUGUCGCCUUCAACUUCAUUAUGUCUGAAACACAGGCUUCCAGGGUAGGCCAUUUUGGGGCUUCACCAUGUUUCAUCGAAAUGUACAGCUGUGUGUCGUCUGCAUAGCAGUGAAAGUUGACAUUGUGUUUCCGAAUGACAUCACCAAGAGGUAGAAUAUAUAGUGAAAACAAUAGUGGUCCUAAAACGGAACCUUGAGGAACACCAAAACAUACCAUUGAUUUGUCAGGUGACAAACCAUCCACAGAGACGAACUGAUAUCUUUCCGACAGAUAAAAUCUAAACUAGGCAAGAACUUUUAGUGAGUUUGGUAUACAUCCGGAGGAUAGAGAGCCAUUUUAUUAUGUUCAACAUAGGAGGGCCAAGCACAGGAAGUAGCUCUUUCAGUAGUUUAGUUGGAAUAGGGUCCAGUAGGCAGCUAGAAGGUUUAGAGGCCAUGACUAUUUUUGUGAAUGUGUCGAGAGAUACAGGAUUAAAAAACUCAAGUGUCUCCAUUGCUCCUAGGUCCUGGUAGUUUUGUGCAGACUCGGGACAACUGAGUUUUGGAGAAAUACGCAUAUUCAGAGAGGAGUCUGUCAUUUGCUUUCAAAUGAUCAUGAUUUUUUUGUCGAAGAAGGUCAUGAAUUCAUCACUGCUGAAGUGAAGGCCAUCCUCACUUGGGGAAUGCUGCUUUUUAGUUAGCUUUGUGACAGUAUCAAAAAUACAUUUUGGAUUGUUUUUAUUCUCCUCAAUCAGGUUGGGAAAGUAGGCUGAUCGAGCAGCAGUGAGGGCUCUUCGAUAUUGCACGGUACUCUCUUUCCAAGCUAGUCGGAAGACUUCCAAUUUGAUGCAGUGCCAUUUCCAUUCCAAUUUUCUGGAAGCUUGCGUCAGUGCUCGGGUAUUUUCAGUAUACCAAGGAGCUGUUUUUAGAGGUUAGACUGCAUCUAGGGUAUUACGCAAGGUUAAGUUUAGAUCCUAAAUUAGGUGGUUAAAUGAUUUUUAUUCCGACGUCCUUGGGUAGGUGGAGGGAGUCUGGAAGGGUAUCUAGGAAUUUUUGGGUUGUCAGAGAAUUUAUAGCGCACCUUUUGAUAAUCCUUGGUUGGGGUCUGAGCAGAUUAUUUGUUGCGAUUGCAAACUUAAUAGAAUGGUGGUCCGAUAGUUCAGGAGUAUGAGGAAAAACACAGAUCCACAAUAUUUAUUCCAUGUGACAACACUAGAUCCAGGGUAUGAUUGUGGCCGUAGGUCCCGAGACAUGUUGGACAAAACCCACUGAGUCAAUGAAGGCUCCGAAAGCCUUUUGGAGUGGGUCUGUGGACUUUUCCAUGUGAAUAUUAUCUGCCAUGACUGACGAGGUCCGAUUGGAAUUCAGGGAACUCAAUGAGGAACACUGUAUACGGCCCAGGAGGCCUGUAAACAGUAGCUAUAAAAAGUGAUUGAGUAGGCUGCAUAGAUUUCAUGAAUCAAAGUUCAAAAGACGAAAAUGCAACAACAACAAAAAUGUGUACAUUGACAUUUUCUGUCAUAAAUGUUAGCAACACCUCUGCCUUUGCGGGAUGCGUGGGGGAUAUGGUCACUAGUGUCACCAGGAGGAGAGGCCUCAUUUAACACAGUAAAUUCAUCAGGCUUGAGACAUGUUUCAGUCAGGCCAUGUUUCAUUCAGAUUGAGGUAUUAUCACAAUCUCUUUCAAUAAUGACAGGAAUGAAGGUAUUUAUUCCAGUGAGAUUGCUAAAGCGAACACCACCAGGUUUAGUUUUGCCCGACCUAAAUCGAGGCACAGACACAGUCGCAAUGGGGAAAACUCAGCUGACUACACUGACUGUGCUAGGGGUAGACUCCACUAAGCUGGUAGGCUGGCUAACAACCUGCUGCCUGGCCUGCACCCUAUCUCAUUGUGGAGCUAGAGUAGUUAGAGCCCUGUCUAUGUUGAUAGAUAAGAUGAGAGCACCCCUCCAGCUCUGAUGGAGUCCAUCACUCCUCAGCAGGCCAGGCUUGGUCCUAUUUGUGGGGAAGUCCCAGAAAGAGGGCCAGUUAUCUACAAAUUCUAUAUUUUGGGAAGGGCAGAAAACAGCAUUCAACCAGCGAUUGAGUUGUGCCAGUCUGCUGUAGAGCUUAUCACGCCAACCUAACACUCCACCUAAUUGGGAGGGGGCCAGAGACAAUUACUCGAUGCCAAUACAUCUAUCUAGUCACACACUGAAGUCAUGUUGCGCUUGGUGACCUCUGACUGUUUCAUCCUAACAUCGUUGGUGCCGACAUAGAUAACAAUAUCCCUAUACCAUCUACACUCGCCAGUUUUAGCCUCAGCCAGCACUAUCUUCAGAUUAGCCUAUACGUCGGUAGCCCUGCCCCUUGGUAAACAAAUGUAUGAUCGCUGGAUGAUUAUUUUUAAGUCUAAUAUUUUUCACAUUUAUCCGAGCUAAUGGUGGGAGGCUUUGGCGGCUCAGACCCCAUAACGGGUGUAGGAGAGACCUGAUAAGGCUUGGGCUCUGACGCCAAUCUCCUUGCUUAGUGGGGAAAACCGGUUGAAUGUUUCUAUCGGCUGAAUGAGCGACACUGGUUGAGCAUGCCGACAGCAUUUCUUUCCAGAAAAUGGUCUGGCUGUGGGGACUGUGCAGUGGGAUUAACACUAAUACCUGUAUUUACUGGUGGCACAGACGCCGUAUCAUCCUUUUCUACACUUAACUUGCCCUUGCCUAACGAUUGCGUCUGAAGCAGAGCUUGCAACUCGGCUAUCCUCACCAUAAGGCGAUAGUUCUCCUGUCUAUUAUGAGUACAGCGACUGCAAUGAGAAGGCAUAAUGUAAUUGAGCCUUUUCGUCCAGAGGACGAAACCCGGACGACGCUGGGCCAAUUGUGAGCCGCCCUACGGGACUCCCAAUCAAGGCCGGAUUGUGAUACAGCCUGGAAUCGAACCAGAGUCUGUAGUGACGCCUCUAGCAUUGAGAUGCAGUGCCUUAGACCGCUGCGCCACUCGGGAGAUCCUGCAAAUCUACGUCCAGAUAAAGCGGGGUGACAAAGUUGAAUUUAGAAAGUUGUGUGAGGACAAAACCAAAACUAAGACGUUGGUAAACUUGUUAAAUACAGAGUUUGAUUAAAUGGUUAUUAAGAGUAAACAGCGAAAAAGUUUGGCAGGUAGCCAAGAAGCAACAAACAGCACAGCAACACAGAGACAACGCGGAAAUGCGUUGCGACACCACGUUGUGUUUUCCUAAAUCUUGAUACUUAUAUUUGUAUCAAACGUUCAACAGCUCAAGCCAGUAGACGAACGGCAAAGGCUCUAACCAAAGCCCACAUGAAUCAGAUCCAAAGAGAUGGUCAGUCCUUACUCUCUUGUGACGUUUGUGUGUGUGAGGUCAUAUUUUCUUUAACAUUUCUCAUUUUAGUUGCUGCUUAGAGAGAGACCAGAGCUUACUCUGACCCUUUUUAGCUUUCAACCCCCUCCCCAGUUUUAGCUCUUUUCAGAUAUUGUUUACUCUGUGUGACUGUCACAAAAGUUCAGGUCCUGGGUUUGUGAGAGGGUUGCGUUGGCACAUCAACAUACUGUAUGCUGUACCCAGGGACGUGUUAGACGACACAUUGUUUUUUGAGUAAAGCCUAUACACGUUCUCUGUGACAUGUAUUUAUAAGAGGUGUUAUUUAUCCGAAUGGAAUUUGAAAACUAAGGGUCACAACCAUGAUAUGUGCGAGGACUACAUCGGAUGGCAUGAACAUGUGCAGUGUGAGAGUGUUUCUCUGUCAUACAUAUGUAUGUGCACGCACAUGUGCACGUGAAAAUAAGUGAAUGUAGCCAAUACAUUAUUUUGCUUGUAUGUGUACAAAUGUGUGCACGUGUACAUGUGCACGUAUACAUGUGCACGUGUAUGCAUUUACGUGCACGUGUGUACGCGACAAUGAUGCACACAGACACUGGGUGUGUGUGUGUAAGAAGAACAAUAUGGCUGUCAAUGGAUUUCAUGUAUUGUGUUUUGUAUUAAGCAAAUAGUUGUUAUUCAUUAUUUGAAUAAAUGUCUUAAAAGUAACUGCAAACUUUGACUGGUUGGUGACACUCAGCGUGCAAUGGCACGUAACUCGCUUGAUAUUUGGAGUAGAGAGAUCAUUAGAAAGCUAACAGAUUGGAUUAGUUCAUGCAAAAACACAGGUAUUGAAACUAUUCUGAAAAUCAACCUGCAAUAGACCAUGCUGGGAAAUAAGAUAAUGAUGGGUGUGGUUUUGAGCAAACAUGAAUUUGUAAUUUUACUCAACAAGCUUGUUCAAAUUGACUAAAGAAACUAACACAUUAUCUCAAAUUACUGUCCUUUUGAAGUACACUCAACUCACUGUUAAAGCUGAUUAAGCAAUUGGUUGAGUUGCCCUUUUUACAGUGCAAGACUAUACUUUUUUGUGGUGCACAUGAACAUGUUUUUCUAGUUUGGACCAAAUUGUUCUCUAGCUCUUUUACUCAACAACAUCUUGUUGCAAUAGCCUCUUAUGAUAGUGUGCACUAACCCUGAGCAUGUAGUUAUCAGGAGCAAUUAAAAAUGAUGUUAUUGAAUAAGGACUGGAAGGCCUGCACAGACUGUACGAUUUUAGCUGUCUUCUGAUACAAUUAUGCCGCCCCGGACUACAUUUCCACGUCGUGGGCAAAUUCUUAGAUCUUAAACGAUUGUCGGACAUCAGUUUCUUCCAUUUGCAGAUAGAUUUUUAGUCUUGGCCCCAAGCCAAAGUAAACAGUAUCAUGGCGAAGGGACCUGUAAGAUGUUUAGAGAAAGACUAUAAUCUAAUACUGUAAAUCUGACAGAGAGGUGGCUACUAGGAAAUUAGUAAAUAAAGGAAAUUAUUGUCAUCAAUUAAUUAUUAGCGCUCAAUCAAACCCUGAUCAUGGACAUUUUCUCAGACGGUUGUACUGAUGUUCAAUCUUAAUGCCUGAACAUGUGUGUGUCUCACUGCCCCUAUAGGUACAGUCUCACCUGAGAGUGUGUAUGAAGUGUGUGUCUGUCUGUCCUUCCAGGUACACCUGAGAGGGUGUGUAGUUACCAGGAUGUUCUGGACCACCUCAACCUGACCAGAGGAAACGAUGUGUUCACCUCCACGCGGCCUGUGCUCGACCACACACACCCAACCAUGGUGCACCUGGAUGUUUACCUUUACGCUAUCCUCGCCGUGGUCAGUGUGUGUGUGUGUUUGUGUGUGUGUGUGUGUGUGUGUGGAAGGGGAGGUAAGUUUGUGUGUGUGUGUGUCUAAGAGAGAUAGAGUGGUUUGUGUUAUCUGGUGAUAUUUACAUGGUGUGUGUGUUUCCAGAUUGAGAAGUCCCAGACCUUUGUUCCCUUCAUCUGGAUAGAACUGGUGAGUUCUUCUCUAUUUUACACUGUUAUGUUCCACUCAUUUUCCACUGAUCCACCCCCCUGCUUCUCCUGUCCUCUCCUCCCUCCAGACCUGGAAUAAUGAACGGAUCUGGUGGGAUCCUAGUCAGUUUUGUGGAAUAUCCAGGGUCUCCGUUCCCAAAGAGAUGUUGUGGAUACCAGACCUCUUCAUCUACGAGAUGUGAGUAUCAAAAGCACUCACGCGCACACUCGCCAUUCGAGUGGUCAAUACGGUAGGCUAUCAACGCAUUGCCCACCACCCAUCUGAGCUGGAGGCAGUUUGCUUGUUUAAAACAUAUUUAAUUUUAGGAAAACUGGACGUUUUACCUUAUAUUAGGAGCCAUGUCUUACAUUGCUUCAAAGUAGCCUAGCCAAAAUCUGACCAGAAACACUGAGGGAAACAUUUCGUAAAGACAUUUUGACCUCAUUUGCCAUUGAAACCAGCAUGUUCAAUUCGUUUUAAUAUCAACUUUCCUUCAUUGUCCACAAGCUAAAAGCACAAUCCUAUAAGCAACCCAUCCUAGUUGUUGCAUCUUUAGAUUUCCCCUCUUUCUAAGUUUCUAACUGAGAUUUUCAUCUCUGUCACAUGAAGAUUAUGUUUUAGCCUACAUUGGCUGCUUUAUUACAGUAGUUGUAUGUUCAAUAAUAUAGCCUCUUGGCUGAGACAAUAGGCUUGCUAUUGUCGCAUGUUUCAAUUAAGCUCAAUUAAAAAUGUCAGUUCCUUGUGGGCCUACGCAUACAUAGUAAUUUCUGUUGGUCACACCAUUUUACUGUUUGGAACUAAUUUAACCGGUUGUUAACGGGUUAAUGGGGGUCGGUUAGUCGGCAGCAACAUUUACCAAAAUGUGCAUCCCUAAAUGCAUCUCAAUUGGAAAAUAGUGUUUUUACACAAUGUAGAAACAGAACAUUCCACAAAUUACAUUGUAUUUUCAAUAACAAGUAUUUGUAUAAUUGUUUUUGCUUUUUAUAAUAAACAAAUGUAUUUAUCGGGUUACAUAUAUAUUUAUAGGGCAUAACAUGUAGCUAGAAUACAUAUAGGCCCAAUAUAGACUAUAUCUCAAUCGAUUUAAAAAUAUAUUUUCCGGUGCUCUUACAUUUUUUGUUGUGCUCCUAACUUUAAUAAGUUGGGAGCACCAGUGCACCAAUGAAAACAUUACAUUUAGAGCCAUGCUCUGAGCACAUGGUCACAGUCAUAUAUGCUACUUCUAUAAAUCAUGUUUAGUGUGUUGUGGACUGUUCUUCAUUACACCUCCAGAUAGUUUAAGGCCAUAAUGCAUUCCAUGUGGACAACAGAACUGUUUAGCUGACAGGGCUGCAUUUGUUCUAGAUCACCUUCGACACUAUCCUUUUCUUACCUGGGGUCAGAGAUAGUACCACCAGGAAGAGUAGCUGUUGCUUUAGGGAUGAGGCUAAGGCACAUGUGUCAAACUCAUUUCACGGAGGGCCAAGUGUCCGCGCGUUUUCUCUCCACUCUUGUCCUUGAUUGAUGAAUUAAGGUCACUAAUUAGUAAGGAACUCCCCUCACCUGGUUGUCUAGGUCUUAAUUUAAACGAAAAAACAAAAACCUGCAGACACUCAGCCCUCCGUGGAAUGAGUUUGACACCCCUGUGCUUAGGGAAUGGCAAACAAAUCUGGCAACACAGCAGAUUGGCAAACAUAGAGUAAAUUGAGAAAUCACGUAACUAAACAAAAAGAAGAAGAAACUAUUGGUAAACAUAGAGUUAUUUGAGAAAUCACGUAACUAAACUAAACAAAAAGAAGAAUAAACUAUACCAUGGAACAAAUAAAUGAAUGAUAGUAACAAGCUCUGGAGUACCUUAAAUGAAAUUCUAGACAGGAAAGCUAACUCAGCUCUAUCCUUCAUUGAGGCAGAUGGAUCAUUCAGAACAAACCCCUUUGAUAUUGCCAACCACUUAAGUUUGUUGACAAGACUAGCAAACAUGCAAACAACAAAUGCUGAGCCUUCAUAUUCAUGCAUAACGGACCAAAUAAUGAAAGACAAGCACUGUAGCUUUGAAUUCCACAGUUAGUGUGGAAGAGGUAAACAAAUUAUUGCUAUCUAUAAAUAAGGACAAAACACCUGGAACUGACAACCUGGAUGGUAAAUUACUGAGGUUGGUAGCGGAAUGCAUUGCAACUCCUAUUUGCCACAUCUUCAAUCUAAGCCUAGAAGACGAAGUUUGCCCUCAGGCCUGGAGGGAUGCAAAGGUCAUUCCACUGCCCAAAAAUAGCAAAGCAUCCUUUAAUGGUUCAAACAGCCUGUUACCUUUGGAAAAAAAUGGUGUUCGACCAAAUACAGACUUUCAGCAUGCUUCUAGAGAAGGGCACUCAACAUGCUUGAACUGACACAAAUGGCUGAUGAUUGCUGAAUGAAAUUAAUAAGAAGAAGAUUGUGGGAGCUGUUUUGUUAGACUUCAGUACAGCCUUUGAUAUCAUUGAUCAUAACAUAUUGCUGAAAAAACUAGGUGUUAUGGAUUAACAUCCUCUGCCUUAUCAUGGAUGGACAGUUACCUAUCCAAUAGAACACAGAGGGUUUUCUUUAAUGGAAGCCUGUCUAAUGGAAAUUCGGUGGAGUGUGGCCAGCUUGGACCAUUGUUAUUUUCUGUGUUUACUAAUGACCUUCCACUGACCUUGAAUAAAGCCUGUGUGUCCAUGUAUGCUGACAACUGAACAGUAUACACUUUGGCUGCAACAGUAAACUUAAAAACUGACACCCUGAACAUAGAGCGCCAGUUAGUUUUAGAAUGGGUAACUAGCAAUAGGCUGGUACUAAAGAUCUAAAAAAAAAAUAAAAGCAUUAUUUUUGGGACAAAUCACUCGCUCAACCCUAAACCUCAUCUGGAUCUUUUUAAAUGUUUUUAUUUAACCUUUAUUUUAAAAGGGAAGACAUAUUGAGACCUAAGUCUCUUUUUCAAAUGCACCCUUUGUAAUACAACAUAAAUAUACACAUUAUACACAAAAUAUACUGAACAAAAAUAUAAAUGCAACAUGUAAAGUGUUGGUCCCCUGUUUCAUGAGUUGAAAUGAAUGAUCCCAGAAAUGUUCUAUACGCACAAAAAGCUAAUUUCUCUCAAAUGUUGUGCACAAAUUUGUUUACAUCCCUGUUAGUGAGCAUUUCUCCUUUGCCAAGAUAUUCCAUCCACCUGACAGGUGUGGCAUAUCAAGAAGCUGAUUAAACAGCAUGAUCAUUACACAGGUGCACCUUGUGCUGGGGACAAUAAAAGACCACUCUAAAAUGUGCGGUUUUGUCACACAACACAAUGCCACAGAUGUCUCAAGUUUUGAGGGAGCGUGCAAUUGGCAUGCUGACUGCAGGAAUUUCCACCAGAGCUGUUGCCAGAGAAUUUCUACCAUAAACCGCCUCCAACGUCGUUUUAGAGAAUUUUGCAGUACGUCGAACCAGCCUCAGAACCGCAGAACACAUGUAACCACACCAGGCCAGGACCUCCACAUCCAACUUCUUCACCUGCAGGAUCGUCUGAGACCAGCCGCCCAGACAGCUGAUGAAACUGUCGGUUUGGACAACCAAAUAAUUUUUGCGCAAACUGCCAGAAACUGUCUCAGGGAAGCUCAUCUGCGUGCUCGUCAUCCUCAACAGGGUCUUGACCUGACAGCAGUUUGGCGUCAUAACUGACUUCAGUGGGCAAACGCUCACGCUGGAGAAGUGUGCUCUUCACGGAUGAAUCCCGGUUUCAACUGUACAAAGGAGAUGGCAGACAGAGUGUAUGGCAUCGUGUGGGCGAGUGGUUUGCUGAUUUCAACGUUGUGAACAGAGUGCUCCAUGGUGGCUGGGGUUAUGGUAUGGGCAGGCAUAAGCUACGGACAACAAACACAAUUGCAUUUUAUCGAUGGCAAUUUGAAUGCACAGAUAUACCGUGACGAGAUCCUGAGGCCCAUUGCCUUGCCAUUCAUCUGCCGCCAUCACCUCAUGUUUCAGCAUGAUAAUGCAUGGCCCCAUGUCGCAAGGAUCUGUACACAAUUCCUGGAAGCUGAAAAUGUCCCAGCUCUUCCAUGGCCUGCAUACUCACCAGACAUGUCAUGUUUAGGAUGCUCUGGAUUGACGUGUACAACAGCGUGAUCCAGUUCCCGCCAAUAUCCAGCAACUUAGCACAGCCAUUGAAGAGGAGUGGGACAACAUUCCAGAGGCCACAAUCAACAGCCUGAUCAACUCUAUGCGAAGAUGAUGCUGCAUCAGGCAAAUGGUGGUAUGUAUUACCAGUCAUGUGAAAUCCAUAGAUUAGGGCCUAAUUAAUUUAUUUCAUUUGACUGAUUUCCGUAUUUGAACUGUAACUCAGUAAAAUCGUUGAAAUUGUUGUAUGUUGCAUUUAUAUUUUUGUUCAGUUAUACACAGUACCAGUCAAAAGUUUGGACACACCUACUCAUUCCAGGGUCUUUAUUUAUUUUUACUAUUUUCUACAUUGUAGAAUAAUAGUGAAGAAAUCAAAACUUUGAAAUAACACAUAUGGAAUCAUGUAGUAACCAAAAAAGUGUUAAACAAAUCAAAAUAUAUUUUAUAUUUGAGAUUCUUCAAAGUAGCCACCCUUUGCCUUGAUGACAGCUUUGCACACUCUUGGCAUUCUCUCAAACACCUUCACUGGAAUGCUUUUCCAACAGUCUUGAAGGAGUUCCCACAAAUGCUGAGCACUUGUUGGCUGCUUUUCCUUCACUCUGCGGUUCGACUCAUCCCAAACCAUCUCAAUUUGGUUGAGGUUGGGGGAUUGUGGAGGCCAGGUCAUCUGAUGCAGCACUCCAUCCCUCUCCUUCUUGGUAAAAUAUCCCUUACACAGCCUAGAGGUGUGAUGGCUCAUUGUCCUGUUGAAAAACAAAUGAUAAUCCCACUAAGAUCAAACCAGAUGGGAUGGCAUAUCACUGCAGAAUGCUGCACAUGCAGAGAUCAUCCGUUCACCCACACUGCAUCUCACAAAGACACGGCGGUUGGAACCAAAAAUCUCCAAUUUGCACUCCAGACCAAAGGACACAUUUCCACCGGUCUAAUGUCCAUUGCUUGUGCUUCUUGGCCCAAGCAAGUCUCUUCUUCUUAUUGGUGUCCUUUAGUAGUGGUUUCUUUGCAGCAAAUCGACCAUGGCCUGAUUCACCUCUGAACAGUUGAUGUUGAGAUGUGUCUGUUACUUGAACUCUGUGAAGCAUUUAUUUGGGCUGAAAUUUCUGAGGCUGGUAACUCUAAUGAACUUAUCCUAUGCAGCAGCGUUGCAAAGAAAAAAACUGUCUGAGAUAUGGCUUUUUCUUUGCAACUCUGCCUAGAAGGUCAGCAUCCCGGAGUCGCCUCUUCACUGUUGACGUUGAGACUGGUGUUUUGUGGGUACUAUUUAAUGAAGCUGCCAGUUGAGGACCUGUGAGGCGUCUGUUUCUCAAACUAGACACUCUAAUGUAUUUGUCCUCUUGCUCAGUUGUGCACCGGGGCCUCCCACUCCUCUUUCUAUUCUGGUUAGAGCCAGUUUGCGCUGUUCUGUGAAGGGAGUAGUACACAGCGUUGUACGAGAUCUUCAGUUUGUUGGCAAUAUCUCGCAUAGAAUAGCCUUCAUUUCUCAGAACAAGAAUAGACUGACGAGUUUCAGAAGAAAGUUAUUUGUUUCUGGCCAUUUUGAGCCUGUAAUCGAACCCACAAUUGCUGAUGCUCCAGAUACUCAACUAGUCUCAAGAAGGCCAGUUUUAUUGCUUCUUUAAUCAGCACAACAGUUUUCAGCUGUGCUAACAUACUUGCAAAAGGGUUUUCUAAUGAUCAAUUAGCCUUUUAAAAUGAUAAACUUGGAUUAGCAAACACAACGUGCCAUUGGAACACAGGACUGAUGGUUGCUGAUAAUGGGCCUCUGUACGCCUAUGUAGAUAAUCCAUUAAGAAUCAGCCGUUUCCAGCUACAAUAUCCAUUUACAACAUUAACAAUGUCUACACUGUAUUUCUGAUCAAUUUGAUGUUAUUUUAAUGGACAAAAAAAUUGCUUUUCUUUCGAAAACAAGGACAUUUCUAAGUGACCCCAAACGUUUGAAUGGUAGUGUAUAUACACUGCUCAAAAAAAUAAAGGGAACACUUAAACAACACAAUGUAACUCCAAGUCAAUCACACUUCUGUGAAAUCAAACUGUCCACUUAGGAAGCAACACUGAUUGACAAUACAUUUCACAUGCUGUUGUGCAAAUGGAAUAGACAACAGGUGGAAAUUAUAGGCAAUUAGCAAGACACCCCCAAUACAGGACUGGUUUUGCAGGUGGUGACCACAGACCACUUCUCAGUUCCUAUGCUUCCUGGCUGAUGUUUUGUUCACUUUUGAAUGCUGGCGGUGCUUUCACUCUGGUGGUAGCAUGAGACAGAGUCUACAACCCACACAAGUGGCUCAGGUAGUGCAGCUCAUCCAGGAUGGCACAUCAAUGCGAGCUGUGGCAAGAAGGUUUGCUGUGUCUGUCAGCGUAGUGUCCAGAGUAUGGAGGCGCUACCAGGAGACAGGCCAGUACAUCAGGAGACGUGGAGGAGGCCGUAGGAGGGCAACAACCCAGCAGCAGGACUGCUACCUCCGCCUUUGUGCAAGGAGGAGCAGGAGGAGCACUGCCAGAGCCCUGCAAAAUGACCUCCAGCAGGCCACAAAUGUGCAUGUGUCUGCUCAAACGGUCAGAAACAGACUCCAUGAGGGUGGUAUGAGGGCCCGACGUCCACAGGUGGGGGUUGUGCUUACAGCCCAACACCGUGCAGGACGUUUGGCAUUUGCCAGAGAACACCAAGAUUGGCAAAUUCGCCACUGGCGCCCUGUGCUCUUCACAGAUGAAAGCAGGUUCACACUGAGCACGUGACAGACGUGACAGAGUCUGGAGACGCCGUGGAGAACGUUCUGCUGCCUGCAACAUCCUCCAGCAUGACCGGUUUGGCGGUGGGUCAGUCAUGGUGUGGGGUGGCAUUUCUUUGUGGGGCCGCACAGCCCUCCAUGUGCUCGCCAGAGGUAGCCUGACAGCCAUUAGGUACUGAGAUGAGAUCCUCAGACCCCUUGUGAGACCAUAUGCUGGUGCAGUUGGCCCUGAGUUCCUCCUAAUGCAAGACAAUGCUAGACCUCAUGUGGCUGGAGUAUGUCAGCAGUUCCUGCAAGAGGAAGGCAUUGAUGCUAUGGACUGGCCCGCCCGUUCCCCAGACCUGAAUCCAAUUGAGCACAUCUGGGACAUCAUGCUUUAGUCCAGGUCUGGGAGGAGAUCCCUCGGGAGACCAUCCGCCACCUCAUCAGGAGCAUGCCCAGGCGUUGUAGGGAGGUCAUACAGGCACGUGGAGGCCACACACACUACUGAGCCUCAUUUUGACUUGUUUUAAGGACAUUACAUCAAAGUUGGAUCAGCCUGUAGUGUGGUUUUCCACUUUAAUUUUGAGGGUGACUCCAAAUCCAGACCUCCAUGGGUUGAUAAAUUUGAUUUCCAUUGAUAAUUUUUGUGUGAUUUUGUUGUCAGCACAUUCAACUAUGUAAAGAAAAAAGUAUUUAAUAAGAUUAUUUCAUUCAUUCAGAUCUAGGAUGUGUUCUUUUAGUGUUCCCUUUAGUGUCCCCUUGCGCAAUAUUAGGCUUUCUUAGUUGAGUGACAACCAAUGUAAUUAGCUAGGUUAUCUUUAUCAAAUGUGCUGUUGAAAAUGGUGUUUUACCGGAAUAAGAGUAGCCUAAGCUACCGCUGGAGACAACUCUCAUCUGGCUAUAUGCUGAUCCGGGCUUAGCUGAUAUUGGAUGUUAUUUCGAUUGUUCAGGUUUACCAUCAGCAAUAGUUUUGGUAGUUUUGCUUGAAACAAUCAGUAUUUAUGGUCAUUUUAGAUAUACAUGGUAAAGUUAAUAACUAGGAGCAAUCACUUUUACUACCCGCACUGCAUGGUAGAAGCAGGAGAAGAAGAGAAGCUCACUCUGAGUCCGUCAAAAAUUCCAAACGGUCGAUACCCCUCAAACUCAACUCUGGACCUCGAAGCCAGGUCCACUGUGUUUUUUCAUUGUGCCCCUCUAAUCAGGGACUGAUUUAUACCUGGGACACGAGGUGAGUGCAAUUAAUUAUCAGGUUGAACAGAAAAUCAGUAGGCUCCGGACCUCAUAGGGUAAGAGUUGAAUACCCCUGGUCUAAACCAUUAAAUUAUUAGACAGGGGUGAAAUCCAAAGUUGUGCUAUAUAUCCAUUGUCUAUGUCAUAGCUAAUUUUUAAAGAAAAAUAUUGAUACAAUACUAGCUCUAACACUUUUAAUCUGCAAAAAUGACAAAUUAAUUAGUGGUGAUGACUGAUAGUGGGGUGGUAGAUGCCCAGUUUCCCUUAUGGCUCAGCUCAGGUGCCUACAUACACCAUAGACUUAUACAUCAUUUACACACAAACAGAAGUCAGCUCAGAUAACUCCAGCUCAGAGAGGCCCAGCUCAUGAGCUCCAUCAGCAGCAGAUUUGAAUUAAAAAUGGAAAAUGAAUGUGUUUAUGCAACAAAUGUUAGUGCAUCGAAUCGUAUCGCAUCGAACCAAAUCACAUCGAUUCGUUCCUCUAAUAAAAUCGAAUCGCACCCAAUCGUUUCAGACUAAAGUAUGUAGGUAUGUAUCGAAUCGUCUUGAAAGGGAAAUAUGUACAUCCCAAUUCAGUACAUAAAUACGUAAUAGAACGUUCAAUUGAAUGGAAACGGUGCUGUACUGAAUGACCAGUUGAAAAACGGGGAGGGUUUGGGUUGUGGGUUCAAAAUGCACCGCUGCACUUUAAGUACGUCUCUCAUUGCUUCAAGACAUACCCCGGCACACCCACCGAACAGAGCAAACGUAUCUCAGUCUGUUCAAGAAUGUACGAGAACGUUUUGGGAAAACCUGUCGUUCAAUACAAACCGUUAUGCAAUGUAGCAAACGUUAAAGCAAACUGAAAGCACCCCAGAUCUUUUGCCCAAUUAUGGGCAAAAGAUCUGAUCUGAUUGGUCAAAAGACCAAUUAGUGGCAAAAAGAUCAGAAUUGGGCUGCCUGGGAAAAACGCAGCCAGAGUAGAUCCCUUCCCUGCCCCUACUAGCGCGCACACACUGUUAACUAGCUAGUGAGUCCACAUCAACUACGUGUGUGUAAGUGUUUGUUGUCUCAGGACAGAGAAGCAUGAUGCCCCUCCCAGCCCAUACCUGUAUGUGUCCCAUGAUGGGAUCGUCUUAUUGGAGGAAGAAAUUAAGGUGGUCAGCACCUGUAAGAUGGACGUCCACAAGUUCCCCUUCGACACACAGAGAUGUAACAUCACAUUCAGCUCCGCCAUACACAUUGGUGAGUGGUAGGGUUUAAUAUUUUCCAGGUAUUUUACAAAUGUUCCAUCCUGAGAAUAAAUUACUUUUCUCCCAGGUAACCCGGUAUUUCCCGCCAAAACCGGAAGUGUCAUUCAAAAGCAUCAUAAAGCAUAUAAAUAGGCCUAUGUCUGGAUUGGAUUAGAGUUUUGAUCGAAAAUUCAAUUCUGAUGCUACCUGAGCCUGAUGAGCCAUACAUUAAAUACAUUUUAUGAGCCCUACAUUAAAGACAUUUAUUGAGCCCAAGCCCAAAAAAGCCCAAAUGAUUGUGACGUUAUCCAAUACAUAAAUAUAUGAUAUAGGCUACUGCACAUUACGCACAACAGAAAAACAUAAAAGCCAAUAGAUGUAGCUAGAUAUAUGCUCUCUUGGGUAAAUACAUUAAACUAGCUACAGUAGGCUAAUCUUUUUGCGCGUGAACUGUAUUACUUUACUGUAUUGUAUUAUACUGUAUUAUAUGGACUGGAAUUACGCACAUCGUUCAAACCAUGAUAAAGCAGGGAGAGAACAUGCGAUUCUGGUGCAGCAUAUUCGGCCUACAAAGUUACAAGUAUAGGCUAGGGAAUUUGAUUUAAUUUAUAAAUAUAAUAGGGCCUAUUUGUAUAAUUAGUAGACUGACACAUAUAUACCUUGCAUCAUAUUUCCCCUAAUGUUAUUAGCCUACCACCUCUUUCUCUCUCUAUUGUUGCUUCAUUCCUUCCUCGCUUUCAACAGAAAUGAAAUACAUUUCGUUGUCCUUAUCUUCAUCAUUCUAAUGACAUCCAUAAAUAAUAUAGGACUAGAAUUAGAUGCAGAAGGCUUUCACUUCUCUUCACGAAGAUUUAAUGGUAAUGGGUCUGAAUAAAUAACUGCUAUAGCCUACCGCCAUCGCGCGUUUGCUCUUCUUUCAAACUACCCGUGAGUUCUAUUGGCUGCUGUAUUUAACAUUCAGCAAACAAGAGCUUGUGUCCCUCUUCGAAUAGUCUAUUGGUAUAAGAAAUACUAAAAUAAUAAUGUCCAGCUAGCUAUUCUAGUCUAGCUUUUCCUGCAUGGGACUCCAAUAUCUAAGGAGCGUUUUUUAAGGAGAGAGGCCAGCGGAGCACAGGUGUGUGCGCAUUCCGCAAGAGACAGAGGCUAUUAGUUAGAAGGUUAUUAUGCAUAACACAUCAUUCAUUAGCUAAAUAUAAGGCUAAUACUACAUUCAUUUAUUACCUGAAAGAGGUAGACUAGGACAUCUAUAUAUUGGGCUAUAUAUCAAUCUAGAACAGGAUGAUCUAUUUUAAAAGCAAUUUGAAUGGAGUUGAUGGAGAGAGAAAGACUGUGAGAGAGUGCUCAUGCAUGCACUAAUUUAAAGCAAAGAUAUUCCAGUGAUGGGCUGUUUUUAAAACUGCAGCUGCAAUAAAUAAAUAAAACAUCUUUACAAUGAAAAUAAGGUGACCCCCGAAAGCCAGAUGGAGAUGGGUAAAUUGGACGCACAUUCAGUAUUUAUAUUACUGUAGCAUAGGCUAUGCUGCAGCAAAUGCAGGCCUACCUGUCACAAGAAAAAAAGUUACCAUGAAAUGCUAGGUCUACAUGCAUUGUGAACUGCACUCCAUAGUGAGAUGGGCUGCCUGUCCCCACCCUGAGCGUUGAUGAUUCAUCAUGCAGAAGCCGUAGAGAAGCCAGAUUUUGACAUGCAUAUAAUUUAACAGGAUCAUUUCGCGCCAUGCUGUUCAUAUAAAUAAUUUGUUUUAUUUUGUUUUCCGCAGUUAUUUAUCCCGGGAAAAGGGAGUGGUUUUGGGCGGUAAAUCCCGGUAACCGGGUUCCCGCAAUUGUGUGUGUUCAUGUGAGUGUGUGUUCAUGUGAGUGUGUGUGUAAGGUAUAGGGGGCUUUAGGGGAAAGGGAGAGGGGCAUGUGUGUGUGUGAGUGUGUGUAAGGGGUGGGUUUAGUGGUGAAGGGAGAAGGGAGAAGGGGGGUUGUGUAUAUCCUAAACAAACAGAGGUUUAGUGCAAUUGGCGUGCUGCAUCUGCUGUCUUUAUCAAAUCAUCAUACUAUGUAUGCACACACACGCACAACAACACAAAUAUGGAUGAGUGACUUCUCUUCACCUCUCCUUCUCCGUCUAUUCCUAUCUUCCUCUCCCUCCUUUCCUUCCCUCAGUGACAGAUAUACAGCUCAUCCCUUUCUCUAACUCGUCCCGGGCCACCCAGGCUUCUCGUGAGGUCAUGCAGACGCAGGGAGAGUGGGAGUUCCUGGACAUGACCGUCUCCAGGGGCAAACUAAUUUUCAAUCGCGAGUGGGACCAAAUCUCAUACACUGUACGUCUCAAGCACGCACGCACACACACACACACUCCAUAUAGCUGGAUCUAUGACCAGGCCAGACAUUACUAUGCCACAUAUGACAUCACUGUCAUAUCCUUCUUCCUGGCUCAUCUCUUUUCCUUAGAUAACCAUGAGGAGGAGGCCCCUCCUCCACGUCAUCAACUUUAUGCUUCCCAUCCUGUUCUUCCUGUGUCUGGAUCUGGCCUCCUUCCUGAUCUCAGACCAGCGGGGGGAGAAACUGGGCUUUAAGGUCACCGUGCUGCUUGCCAUCUCUGUUCUGCUGCUCAUCCUCAAUGACAUACUGCCCUCCAUGUCAAACAGGACCCCUCUCAUAGGUUACACACAAAACCACAAACAUCUAGUAUAUAUGCAUAGUCACACACAGAGUAUCUGUGUCCAACGGAUGUGUUAUCUCCCACAAUGUGGCCUGUGUAGUGAUCUUCUAUUGUCUGUGUGUGUGUUCUCCCUCACAGCGACCUACUGUAUAGUGAUCUUUGCCUUCAUGUUGCUAAGCCUGUUGGAGACCAUCUUAGUGACUCACCUGAUGGAGAGAGACUCCGUCCACCAAGAGACAGGUAUAGACCAUGCCCCCGCAUACGACUGACAACAAACCAGACCACACCCCUUGUCACACCUGUGACCCAGGUACGCCACUGACACAAGUGCCUCUCUUUGUGCUGUCGUUUGUAGGCAGGGCAGUUUCCUACAGAGGGGGAAAUAUAACAGGUGAUGAGUAAAAUCAUCAUGACUGCACUACUUUUGACCAGAGCCUAGUAGUGCACCAUGUAGGGUAUAGGGUGCCAUUUGGGAUGCAACCCAUGACAUGAUACAACUGAUAAUGUCAGUGACAGAGCUGUCGAUUGGUUUCAGAGGAGGAGAGGAGGCGUGGUUGCUGUGCCUGUAUCUGUGCUGUGGCUGGAAGAAAAGCUCCAUGUGAACCAUUGCCUGUUGCAGAAGAGGUUAGAUUACCUACUUUAUUUUGGUUGCGUCUCAAAUGGCACCCUAUUCCCUAUAUGGUGCACUGCUUUUGACCAGGGUCUAAAGGGAAAAGGGUGCCAUUUGGGACGCACACAUCUAUAGCAACGUUCUUCAAUAUUGGUCCUAGGUAUCAAAAGGGUGCAAAAUAGUUUGCUCUAGCCAUGCACUAAGAGAUUCCUAACUACACUGAACAAAAAUAUGAACACAAUAUGCAACAAUUUCAAAGAUUUUACUGAGUUACAGUUCAUAUAAAGAAAUCAGUCAAUUGAAAUAAAUAAAUUAGGCCCUAAUCUAUGGAUUUCACAUGACUGAGAAUACAGAUCUGCAUCUGUUGGUCCAAGAUACCUUAAAAUAAAAGGUAGGGGCGUGAAUCAGAAAAUCAGUCAGUAUCUGUUGUGACCACCAUUUGCCUCAUGCAGCGCGACACAUCUCAUUCGCAUAGAGUUGAUCAGGCUGUUGUGGCCUGUGGAAUGUUGUCUCACUCCUCUUCAAUGGCUGUGCAAAGUUGCUGGAUAUUGGCAGGAACUGGAACACGUUGAUCCAGAGCAUCCCAAACAUGCUCAAUGGGUGACAUCUGGUGAGUAUGCAUGCCAUGGAACUGGGACAUUUUCAGCUUCCAGGAAUUGUGUACAGAUCCUUGUGACAUGGGGCCGUGCAUUAUCAUGCUGAAACAUGAGGUGAUGGUGGCGGAUGAAUGGCAUGACAAUGGGCCUCAGGAUCUCGUCACGGUAUCUCUGUGCAUUAAAAUUGCCAUCGAUACAAUGCAAUGUGUUCGUUGUCCGUAGCUUAUGCCUGCACAAACCAUAACCCCACCGCCACCAUGGGCCAGUCUGUUCACAAUGUUGACAUCAGCAAACCGCUCACCCACACGACAUACACAUGCUAUCUGCCCGGUACAGUUGAAACCGGGAUUCAUCCGUGAAGAGCACACUUCUCCAGCGUGCCAGUGGCCAUCUAAGCUGUGCAUUUGCCCACUGAAGUCGGUUACGACGCCGAACUGCAGUCAGGUCAAGACCCUGUUGAGGACGACGAGCAUGCAGGUUUCUGACAGUUCGUGCAGAAAUCCUUCGGUUGUGCAAACCCAGAGUUUCAUCAGCUGUCCGGGUGGAUGGUCUUAGACAAUCCCGCAGGUGAAGAAGCCAGAUGUGGAGGUCCUGGGCUGGCGUGGUUACACGUGGUCUGCGGUUGUGAGGCUGGUUGGACAUACUGCCAAAUUCUCUAAAACAACAUUGGAGGUGGCUUAUGGUAGAGAAAUGAACAUUAAAUUAUCUUGCAACAGGUCUGGUGGACAUUCCUGCAGUCAGCAUGUCAAUUGCACGCUCCCUAAAAACGUAAGCCAUCUGUUGCAUUGUGUUGUGUGACAAAACUGCACAUUUUAGAGUGGCCUUUUAUUGUCCGCAGCACAAGGUGCACCUGUGUAAUGAUCAUGCUGUUUAAUCAGCUUCUUGAUAUGCCACACCUGUCAGGUGGAUGGAUUAUAUUGGCAAAGGAGAAAUGCUCACUAACAGGGAUGUAAACAAAUUUGUGCACAACAUGUUAGAAAAAUAAGAUUUUUGUGCGUAUGGAACAUUUCUGGGAUCUUUUAUUUCAACUCAUGAAACGUUAGACCAACACUUUACAUGUUGCAUUUAUAUUUUUGUUCAGUAUUCUUUGGCAAAAAAAAGUGUUUUACACGUGUAGAGUUCCUUUUUCUCUCAUGUUAAUGAUCUCACAGGCUUUUGCUCCAGCCUAGCACUACUAGUAUACAGUGUCUUCGGAAAGUAUUCAGACCCCUUGACUUUUUCCACAUUUUGUUAGGUUACAGCCUUAUUCUAAAAUGGAUUAAAUUGUUUUUUCCCCCCUCAUCAAUCUACACACAAUACUCCAUAAUGACAACGCAAAAACAGGUUGUUAGUUUUUUAUAUAAAUUAUCAAAAGUUUCAAACUUUUUUUUUUUACAUAAGUAUUCAGACCCUUUACUCAGUACUUUGUUGAAGCACCUUUGGCAGCAAUUACAGCCUCGCGUCUUCUUGGGUAUGACGCUACAAGCUUGGCACACCUGUAUUUGGAGAGUUUCUCCCAUUAUUCUUCAGAUCCUCUCAAGCUCUGUCAGGUUGGAUGGGGAGCGUUGCUGCACAGCUAUGUCUCUCAGAGAUGUUUGAUCGGGUUCAUGUCCGGGCUCUGGCUGAGCCACUCAAGGACAUUCAGAGACUUGUCCCGAAGCCACUUCUGAGUUGUCUUGGCUGUGUGCUUAGGGUCGUUGUCCUGUUGGAAGGUGAACCUUCGCCCCAGUCUGAGGUCCUGAGCGCUCUGGAACAGGUUUUCAUCAAGGAUCUCUCUGUACUUUGAUCCGUUCAUCUUUGCCUCGAUCCUGACUAGUCUCCCAGUCCCUGCCGCUGAAAUACAUCCCCACAGCAUGAUGCUGCCACCACCAUGCUUCACCGAAGGAUGGUGCAAGGUUUCCCCAAGAUGUGUCGCUUGGCAUUCAGGCCAAAGAGUUCAAUCUUGGUUUCAUCAGACCAGAUAAUCUUGUUUCUCAUGGUCUGAGAGUCUUUAGGUGCCUUUUGGCAAACUCCAACAGGGCUGUCAUGUGCCUUUUACUGAGGGUUUGCGUGGUUUCCGUCUGGUUUCCGUCUGGCCACUCUACCAUAAAGGCCUGAUUGGUGGAGUGCUGCAGAGAUGGUUGUCCUUCUGGAAGUUUCUCCCAUCUCCACAGAGGAACUAUAGAGCUCUGUUAGAGUGACCAUCGAGUUCUUGGUCACCUCCCUGACCAAGGCCUUUCUCCCCCAAUCGCUCAGUUUGGCAGGGCGGCCAAUUCCUUCCACCUCAUGGCUUGGUUUUUGCUCUGACAUGCACUGUCAACUGUGGGACCUUAUAUAGACAGGUGUGUUUCUUUCCAAAUCAUGUCCAGUCAAUUGAAUUUACCACAGGAGGACUCCAAUCAAGUUGUAGAAACAUCUCAAGGAUGAUCAAUGGAAACAGGAUGCACCUGAGCUCAAUUUCGAGUCUCAUACCAAAGGGUCUGAAUACUUUGUUUUUUAUUUUGAAUACAUAUGCAAACAUUUCUAAAAACCUGUUUUCACUUUGUCAUUAUGGGGUAUUGUGUAUAGAUUGCUGAGGAUUUUUAUUUAUUUAAUCCAUUUUAGAAUAAGGCUGUAACGUAACAAAAUGUGGAAAAAGUGAAGGGGUCUGAAUACUUUCCGAAAGCACUGUAAAUAGUACUAAUACUAAUAAUAAUCUCACGUUGAUAAUCUCCAGGUCAUCAAUGUUGUGCGAACACCAGGAGAGUCUUGCCUGCUGCUGUUGAUUCUGGAGGACCUACGGGUGGUGGAGCGGACAUUAGCUCUGUUCGCCAGCGGCAGGAGGGAGGGGAAACCCGGCUAUUGGACCAGAGUGGCACGGCGCCUCAACGCUGCCUUCUUCACUUUCUACCUCAUCUCUGUCAUGCUCUUCAUAAGCCUCAUGUGUAAGGAGUGGCUAAAU